UCUGCACGGAAGUCCUAGAGCCCAGCGAUGGAUUUCCCCGCGCUCAUCCUGUUCGCCUCCGUCGUGUCGGUUAACGCCGUAGCGCGCCGGACCUUGGUGUGGCAGGAGGUGGGAAGCUCGUCUUGCGUCCGAUGUUGCGAAAGCUCGGAGAAACCCGGCUACCCCCCGAACAGCAAAGUGAAGGAAUUCAUAUCGUACGCCGCGCCGCGGGUCCAGGCCCGCAUAGAUAUGACUAUUCUGAAAGGUUCCAAAGGCGAGAGAGGUGGAGGGGGAGAUCCAGGUUUGGCCGGAGAACCAGGAGACAAAGGACCUCAAGGACCUCCAGGAACGAAAGGUCAGAAGGGCCAAGCAGGAGUCCCCGGAAAUUCAUGCAAGCAUCAGUACUCCGCAUUCUCGGUGGCCCGUCGUAAAUCAAUGCACAGCGCCGAGUACUUCCAGCCUGUCACCUUCGACACGGAAUUUGUUAACCUGUACCAGCACUUCAACAUGUUCUCGGGGACGUUCGUGUGCUACGUCGCCGGGGUCUACUUCUUCAACCUGAACGUUCACACUUGGAACUUGAAGGAGACCUAUCUGCACAUGAUGAGGAACGACGAGGAGAUAGCCAUCCUGUACGCUCAGCCCAGCGACAGGAGCAUAAUGCAGAGCCAGAGCCUGAUGCUCGACCUGCAGGAGAAGGACGAGGUGUGGGUGAGGAUGUUCAAACGAGAACGAGAGAACGCCAUCUACAACGACGACUUUGACGUCUACAUCAUCUUCAACGGUUACCUGUUAAGACCAGCCAUAGAAUAAUGAUUGUUCGAGGGUCCGAAAGCUCGUUGCUACCAGUGGUACUCGUUUUUUAGCCUCCAGAAAAGUAGCUUGGGUAAUAAUGUUUUGGAGUAGAACAAUAUAACCAUUCCAUACAUUUUUUGUUUGUUUGCAUAAAGAAUUAUAACGUUAUUUUCUACUUAUACCGAGAACA
Spea bombifrons (plains spadefoot toad) is the source of this 964-nucleotide messenger RNA. It is a transcript of the gene C1QTNF8, whose product is annotated as C1q and TNF related 8. Gene Ontology annotation, molecular function: protein binding. The transcript has 3 exons. The record is from RefSeq and is a predicted model, not a curated record. NCBI's taxonomy places the organism in Eukaryota, Metazoa, Chordata, Amphibia, Anura, Pelobatidae. Bases 28 to 792 code for a protein of 254 amino acids.